UCUCUCUCUCUCUCUCUCUCUCUCUGUCUCCCCUUCACGCUCUUGCUCCUGAAUGCACCGCCAACUUCACCCAGUACAUGCAGUGUCUCUGUCUCUCUCUGUCUGUCUGUCUCUCUCUCUCUCUCUGGUCCCACCCAUAUGUGAACAGCUGUUGUGACAAGUUAGACAUUUUCCCUUCCCUCUCCUACUUCUUGCCCUCCCCCUCAUCACUCCUUCCUCCUGCCUAUCCUCCUCCUCCUCCUCAGCAUCAAGUGCAGCCUGAGCACAGCGUCCCUGGCUGCGACUUUCUCUCUCAGCUUCUCUAGAGGAGUCAUGAGGAGCAGAGAGCAGUCGCCCUGCUGAGACCUGGAGAUCUGGGAUGCACUAGAACCAGCUGAGGAUCAUAUUUUCUCUACAUAAACAUAUAUUUAUAUAUUAUACCAAAAGGAAAAACAAACAAAUAGCACACUACGGAUUUGAAUUUAUUUAGCAAUCGGAUGCAAGCAGAGCCAGGCCCAGCUGAACAAUGGGCCUCACACCUCUGUGUUUCCUGCUGCUGGUGGUCCUGGCUGUGACUGCAGCUGCUGAGGAGAACACAGUCAGUGAUGACUACACCUGGCCACAGUGGAAGGUUCCUGUGUUGAGGAAACAACACACCGUUCAUCUCAGCAGCCCCAACUUCUCCGCCCGUCCACAACUGGAGUUGAGUGGAACCUGUGGGAUUGAAUGUCAGAGUCACCUUCCUGGUCCUUCUCUGCACGACCUGGAGAAGUUCCUGUCCUACGAGACCGUCUAUGAAAACGGUACACGUACUUUAACCUCGGUGUCGGUCCAAGGGCUCAACGAGGUGACCGACUGGCCCAGGAAUUCCACGAAUAAGCUGCGCCACAAACGAGAGGUCUACGGCACGGACACUCGCUUCACCAUCUCUGAUAAGCAGUUCUCCACCAAAUAUCCUUUCUCCACCUCUGUGAAGAUCUCCACAGGGUGUUCUGGGGUUUUAGUGUCUCCCAAACAUGUCCUGACUGCUGCUCACUGCGUCCAUGAUGGGAAGGAUUAUCUCAACGGAGCCCAGAAGCUCCGUGUGGGAAUUCUGAAGGAGAAGUCCAGACGAGGCAAAGGAGGCAAGGGGAGAGGUGGACGAGGGAAAGGGAAAGGGAAAAGGAGGAAGGGAGAGAAAGAUCAAGAGGAAGAAAUGGAAAGAGAGGAGAAUGGUGGAAAAGGAGAGCAAAAGGGAAGAGGGAAAGGAAGGAAGAGCAGGAGUCGCAGGAGCGCAGAGUCAGAGAAACCUUCCUUCAGGUGGACCAGGGUCAAACAGACCCAGAUUCCUAAGGGCUGGUUCAAAGGAGUGUCUAAUGGACUGGCUGCAGACUUCGACUACGCCGUUCUAGAGUUGAAGAAAGCUCCCAAGGUCAAACACAUGGAUCUGGGAGUCGUGCCCUCCGUCAAGAAGCUUCCCGCUGGGAGGAUCCACUUCUCUGGUUUUGACGAUGACCGUCCUGGAAACCUGGUCUAUCGCUUCUGCUCCGUGUCUGACGAGUCCAACGAUUUACUUUAUCAGUACUGCGAUGCCAAACCCGGCUCCAGUGGCUCCGGAGUCUACAUCCGCCUUAAAGAGCCUGGCAAGAAAAAGUGGAAGAGGAAGAUCAUCGGCAUUUUCUCCGGCCACCAGUGGGUGGAUGUAAACGGGAAUGGAAUGCAGCAGGAUUACAAUGUGGCGGUGAGAAUAACGCCUGCCAAAUAUGCUCAGAUCUGCUACUGGGUGCACGGGAACUCAAGUGAGUGCCAGGUGGCCUAAGACAAGACUGGACCCUGAUCACCUGAUCGUUUCUAACCCCAUCCACCCCCAACCUUCAACCUCUUGUCUCCAAGCAGGGGCCCGAAGACUGCCUCUCUUUUUCUCUUCCUUCCUGUCACCUCCUGUGCCUCUCAUCAGUGCUUCCACCCGGUGGAUACAAAUAGUUAACACACCUACGUUGAUAGGCAAUGUUUUUUUUCCUAUGUAAACCAAUGACAUCAAAAUAUUUAAUUUCAAAAUUACAAUCUGCAUUUUAAAUGUCAUUUGGUGCCAGCACCAUGUUCCAUUGUGUAAAUUUUGUUCUUAAAAUGAUGUUACAUUUUGUUUUUGUGCCAGAUGAAUGAAGAGUUUUUCUCAUUAGAUCAUUACAUUUAAUCAGUAGACUUGCUUCAGCCUGGUUUAGCCCUGUUUGUGAGAAAAGCUUUGAUUUUGAACCUCCUUUUCCAUAGUCUAGAAUUUAUUAAGAAUUUUUUUCUCAGAAAAUCAUUUUUUAUUUUAGUGUAGUACACAAAAGAUGAGAAAACAGUUAAAAUUAAAUAUGUUGGUGUUAUUGUUUGACAUUUGUCCACACAUUUUUGUCCUGCAAUGUGUAGAAUUCAGUUUAAUUCUAAUACCGUACACACCAUGUAAACCUAGUGUCAGGUAACAACAGGGACUCAUCCACAGAUUGGGUGGCCUAUGGGUUUUCUUAUUUAUUUGCUUAAAAAAAUGACUAAAAAGUUGUAUGUAUUUACAUUUUUUCUUUUUUUUACAUUUGAAAUUUUUUUGUCCCCAUUUUGUACAGUAAAGUUACACAUGUGUGAGUGUGUCCUGGUUCCAUUACACACGACCACUGUAUGAGAAAUUAGCAGCUUUAGCUUUAACAUAAGAGGAGAAACAAAAUUGUUAUAAAAACUAAAUAUAGAGCUAAUAAAUAUAGAACUUUUUUAACACUUUAAUGUAAUGAGCUGGUGUUUUUAUAUCAUUGUAUAUAUCUAGAUUUUGUUCUUCUUGACUAUUUUGUCACCAUAAAGAAAGGGUCCUUGUGGAUUCUGGAUAUCAGUUUUUUUUUCUGUUUAUGCAAAGCAGUGAAAUGUGGUUUCAUUGUUGUGCGCAUAAUAUUAUCGGUGCUUGUUAAGAAGACGUGGUGCUAAUUUAUAAAAUUGUUUUUUAUGGGUUGGGGGGUGGGGCGUGGUUCUCAGUACAUAUAUUGAUAGCCUAGUACUGUAACUAUGUAUUUAAUGUGAGGCUACAUAUUUGUGCUGUGUUAACAUGGGACUGAACCCUUUAACAGUUUACUUGAGACUUUGUAGAUUUCUGUCAUUUUAAGGGGGAUUUAAUGAUCAAAUGACAUACAGUCCAGGUAAAUACCAAUCAGAUGCAAUAUAAAAUGGGUUGUGAUGUUUUCAUGUUCCAAACUAUGUUUUCAAAUACCAAAUGCCUGAUGUUAAUCUGGAAUUAAUGUUGCUGAGUGAAAACAUUUUUUGCCAUUAAACCAAGAGAUCUGCU
Molecule: messenger RNA, 3265 nt
Organism: Cynoglossus semilaevis (tongue sole)
Lineage: Eukaryota; Metazoa; Chordata; Actinopteri; Pleuronectiformes; Cynoglossidae
Gene: prss35
Product: serine protease 35
Exons: 2
Coding region: 506-1777 (423 amino acids)
Biological process (GO): proteolysis
Molecular function (GO): serine-type endopeptidase activity
Source: RefSeq, a predicted model, not a curated record